AUGACCUCUUCAUAUAGCCACCUAGACGACUAUAUCAUAAUCAGGACCUUAGGACGUGGGAUCACAGCCAAAGUCAAGCUUGUCCAAAACUCAAAAACUCAGCUGCUAUAUGCAGCCAAAAUUAUCAAAACUCACACUGAAGCUUCAUCAAGCCGCCUCCGAGAAGCUCUUCUCAAUGAAGUAAACAGUCUUUCACGAAUCCAGCACCCAAAUGUCGUGACCAUUGUAAGUGCUUCCACAUCUGGGGUAUAUGUAAAAAAGAAUGAAGGAGGAAUUUAUGAGUGCAUGUAUAUAGUGGAAGAAUUGUGCAUAAAUGGAGAGCUAUUUGAUAUAAUUAAUAGAACUGGAGCCUUCAAUGAAAAUGUGGCGAGGUUUUAUUUUCAUCAGCUUAUAGCAGGCUUAGAAUGUUGCCAUAAUUCAGGGAUAACGCAUAGAGAUUUAAAAGCAGAAAAUAUAUUAUUUGACCCGAAUUUUAAUUUAAAAAUUUCAGAUUUCGGCUUUUCAGCGUCAAUACUUGGCCGAGAUGGGUUUUUAAAAACAAAAGGAAAAAAUGAGCUGUAUAUGGCUCCCGAAAUGCUUACGUCGCAGCCUUAUCAAGGCCCUGGCGUUGACAUUUUCGCUGCUGGUGUAAUAUUAUUUAUAAUGACAUCCAAAGAUCCUCCUUUUCAAAGAGCUGUCGCAAGUGAUCCGCACUACAAGCACUUAAUAAGAAAAGAGCAAAGAUUUUGGCAGCUCCACAAAAAGCAUCAAUAUUCAGACGAGCUUAAAUCAUUAUUAGAAGGGAUGCUUGCUUAUAUUACAAACUACUAUAAAUUUUUAUUUAUUUUUUUAAAAUAAAAAAAAAUAAAAAAUUACCUUAAAUAGGAUAAUCCUAUAGAAAGAUUUACUUUACUAGAAAUAAAAUGCCACCCAUGGUUUUUAGGAGCCUGUGCAGACACUCAAGAUAUUUCACAAGAACUAAGCGAAAGGCGAAGGCACAGUCUUGAAGUAGCUGAAAGAGCCCGAGACCUCAGGAUGAAAUCUGGAAGUGGCUCAGGAAUUGUGUUUAAUGGCAGCCGGUUUUAUAGAGGCGAUUUAAGCGAAAGUGAAGGCCUUUCUUUGUCCUUUACAAUCCCUCCAGAUGCUUUAGACGUCAUAAAAAUCCCAGAAAAUUUCAACGCAGUAGAAAAAUAUUCACAAAUUUUGACAGGGCUGCUGCCAAAUGAAGUAAUGCUGAUAAUUUCUCAUACAUUGGCAAGUUAUGAGCCAGAAUGUGAGACGUCACAGGAUUCUUAUGAUGUAAAGGUCAGCAUUAUUACAGAAACGGACUCUUUGCUGUUCAAAAUAACAUUACAUGAAUGUCCGAACGACUUGUAUUUGGUUAAUUUUAAGCAGGAAGAAGGAAAUCAGUUUGAUUUUAUGUCGAUUAUUAGCACAAUAGUUGAAAAUGUGGAGGCUGCAAAUGAAAACUAA
This is a messenger RNA of Blepharisma stoltei, 1452 nucleotides long. NCBI's taxonomy places the organism in Eukaryota, Ciliophora, Heterotrichea, Heterotrichida, Blepharismidae. The record is from the annotation of a GenBank genome assembly.